This is a messenger RNA of Westerdykella ornata, 3554 nucleotides long. RefSeq names its product Hira-domain-containing protein. The transcript has 5 exons. Bases 118 to 3243 code for a protein of 1041 amino acids. Gene Ontology annotation, molecular function: nucleosome binding; protein binding. Gene Ontology annotation, cellular component: nucleus; HIR complex. The record is from RefSeq and is a predicted model, not a curated record. NCBI's taxonomy places the organism in Eukaryota, Fungi, Ascomycota, Dothideomycetes, Pleosporales, Sporormiaceae. Gene Ontology annotation, biological process: regulation of DNA-templated transcription; DNA-templated transcription; chromatin remodeling.
CCAGACUGUCGCGAAUGAUCCACUUCUGCUGCUGGAUGACGCCUCAACUACACACAUUUCCCGGCCUACAACCCUAGCGUCGAGCAUGCGUAUCUUGGAUAGGCACGCUUUGCGACAAUGCAUCUCGUGAAGCCGCUAUGGUUAAACCAUCCCGGCGAACUGAAAGACUUUGAAGUCUAUAGUUGUCAUGUUUCUCCCGAUGGAAAGCGACUAGUAACUGCUGCCGGAGAUGGAUACGUGCGUAUAUGGUCCACGGAAGCUAUAGCGAACUCGAACAACCCCGAAUAUACGAAACCUAAACAACUUGCGGCCAUCAGCCACCACUCCGGCACGAUACACGCUGCGCGUUUCUCCGGAAACGGGAAAUAUCUGGCAUCAGGGGCGGAUGACAAGAUAGUGUGUGUCUAUACGCUCGAUCCGAAUGCGCCGGCUCAUGUUUCUGCAUUUGGAUCAACUGAGCCUCCUCCGGUGGAAAACUGGAGAGUCCUACGGCGCCUCAUCGGACACGAUAACGAUGUACAGGAUUUAGGCUGGUCCUACGACUCCUCGAUUCUGGUUUCGGUCGGAUUGGAUGCGAAAAUAGUGGUAUGGUCGGGGCAUACGUUCGAGAAGCUGAAGACCCUAUCACAUCAUCAAAGCCAUGUCAAAGGUAUCACAUUCGAUCCCGCAAACAAAUAUUUUGCAACCGCCAGCGACGACCGCAGCAUCAAGAUAUUCAGAUUUACUCCUCCGCCGCCGAAUGCGACAUCACAAGAUCAAGUUAAUAACUUUGUGCUCGAGACAACAAUUUCGGAACCUUUCGCGGCGUCUCCGCUCACUACAUAUUUCCGCCGAUGUUCGUGGGCACCCGAUGGGAGCGCAAUCGUCGCACCGAACGCGACAAAUGGACCUAUCAGCACAGUUGCCGCAAUAGCACGAGGAAGCUGGUCUGCGGAUACGAAUUUGGUCGGUCAUGAAGGACCUGUGGAGGUGUGCGCUUAUUCUCCAAAGAUAUUUUUCAGGACGGGAAUGCAGAAAGUUACUGGUCCGGAAGGGCGCGAAGUCGAAGUGGAAACGGCGCCGGUUUACUUUUCCGUGGUUGCGUGCGCAGGUCAAGACAAAACCCUUAGUGUCUGGACCUCGACAGAUGCGCGUCCAUUCGUCAUUACACAAGAGGUGGCGGCGAAGUCAAUAACAGACCUGGCUUGGGCACCCAGCGGAGAGACGUUGUAUAUGACUUCUUUAGAUGGAAGCAUCCUCACGGUUAUUUUUGAGCCUGGGGAGCUAGGACAGAUCGCACCUACCAAUGAGAUCGAACAGUCGUUGCAAAGGUACGGGGCCGGACGGAAGAUCGGUAUCGUGGAAGGUACUGAUGCCCUGCGACUUGAGGAAAGCAGCAAAGCUGGUGCGCGGAAGGGAGUUGAGGGCCGAAUGGGCGCCCUAAUGGGAGAUGGCGAGGCGGUGCAGGCUCAACCACCCACGAACGGUACAUCGACAAGUGGCGCUGCAACCCCUCAACCUUCCGCCCCUCAAGCUCCCGCAAAUCCGGCACCAGCAGAACCUCCGCCCGACCAGAGAGUGGAGAGGCUCAAACAACGGGUUACGGUCAGCAAAGAUGGCAAGAAGCGUAUAGCUCCACUGCUUGUAUCUGCGUCCUCCGGCGUGGGAGAGUCAUCAUUACCCCAGACCCAGCUGCUCUCUUCAACAGCUGCGGCAACUGGGAGAAAUGACAAUCCGCACAAUAUCCUGGAUCUUUCGAAACCGUACGACGGAUUCCCCAAGGGAGGUUUGGCGACUCUGCUCAUAGGCAACAAGAGAAAAUUUGCCGAGAUUGAGGGCGACCCCGAGCGGCAAGUGGAGAAGCGCCUUGCUAGCAGUGCAAGAGAAGGAGGAGCAGCGAUUGUACUCAAUGGCGAGAAUGGCCUCAUCCCGCCAGCUCUGGCCGAACCUAAACCGGCCACGGAGAUUCCUGCAGUUUUACGACCUGCCAUUGUGAGCCCGGCUCUCAGUGUGAGCCAAGUACGGCUUGCCGUACCGAAGUUAAGAAGUGUUAUAGUGCGGACAAUGGAUGGGAGCGAGCCCCCUCAGGCCCACACAGUGGAUUCCAAUACUGGAAGCAGAGCUGAUAGCGACACUGUGUUAUUGGAGGCACGAAAUGCAACAGGACCGUCUCGGACAGGUCGGCCACAGGAUCAUGACCCAGCUCGUUUGAGUUGCACAAAGAAAGGGCAGAGUUUAUGGCAAGAUUACCUCCCCAGAUCAGUGCUGCUGGUCACCGGUAAUCCAAACUUCUUUGCGGCAGCCUGCGAAGAUGGAUCUAUAUACGCAUGGUCCCCAGCUGGCCGUCGCAUACUCAACGCUCUUGUCCUGGAAGCACAACCUGUCAUUAUGGAUUGCCGUGGCUGGUGGUUAAUGUGUAUCUCAGCAGUGGGCAUGUGCUAUGUGUGGAAUCUCCGCGAUAUGUCGGCACCACACCCACCAGUCUCUCUCGCACCGGUAUUGGACAUUUGCGCCUAUGCACAAGGUCCGCACCUGACCCGCUCGCCGGGAAUCAUCUUCGCCCGCUUGAACUCAGAGGGACGUAUCAUAGUGGCUAUGUCCAACGGGGAGGGUUAUACAUAUUCACCAAUGAUGUACACUUGGCAACGCAUCUCGGAGGCAUGGUGGGCAGUGGGCAGUCAGUACUGGAAUACCGCCGACUCCUCCGUGGGGAACAUCCAGUCGACCAGCGGUGCAGGCCCUUCGAAAGAAACGAAUGACCAAGUAUCUCCAGAGAAUAUAUCUGCCGGCAUCAUACCCCUCCUGGAGCGCAACACAACGAAUCAAUUCUUGCUCCAAGGGCGUGCUUUCUACCUACAACGCCUGGUGAAAGCACUAAUAGCAGCUGAGGGGUACGAGACCUUUGAGUCAUGCGUGUCAGUAGCGCACCUCGAGAACCGACUGGCGGCCGCGCGGACGCUGGGUGCUCGAGAAGAAUAUAAGAUCUACCUCUUGAUGUAUGUCAAGAGGCUUGGUGCUGAGGGGCUCAAAGGGAAGAUCGAAGAGCUUCUCCGUAGUCUGAGUAGUGAUCUACUCGUGAGCGAGGAGGGAGUGGACCAAACCAAGGAGAAUCAGAUAUGUGGCUGGAGUAAGGAGGAGCUGCUCCGGGAGCUCAUCCUUGUACUAGGCAAACACCGAGACCUCCAGCGCAUAACAGUUCCUUAUGCACGCUUACUUGGCGUCCUGGACAACAAUGAAAAGGAUGCCGACAUGCAGGAGUUAUAGGGGAGCGUUCAUGUAUUUUGGAACCUGGGAAGAUGGGUUUCGGUAAUUGAUAUCUGGGUAUUCGCGUUGGACGCUGAAUGGGCGGGGUUCCUGGAUGUCUUAGUGUAUUCUUGUCGGGCCCCCUGGCGGGCGUUAGUAUUCUACCUCACUGUGUCAUAGUCCUUGUAGUUGUAGAGGUGUGCUUCUCCGGAUGGUGCUCUGGAUAGGGAGAUGGCGUUUUCCGGAGUACAGCAGGAUGGCAGGGCUCCGCUACAUGCGCGUGUCGAGCUGAAUUCUAUUAAUUUCAGUCUACAAUGUAAAUUCUCUGGAGC